UUCUGAUUUAACAGCAAAAAUAUCAGUAUCUUUUUUGUGCUAUAGAGAUGGAUGAGGAUAGGUACAUAAUAAGCAAAUAUUUGCCAUAAAGCUUUCUUACUGGAAAGGCUUAUUCGUCAGGACUAGGUACAGGAAGCACAGUUUACCAAAAUAUUCAUUCCUCGUGGUGUUACUGCUGCCUUUUUUCGUAGUAUGAACCUUUUGGGGAAACAGUCCUGUCUCCUAGAGUGGUGACACUACUCAAAGUUCCGUUUUUCUCAAGGGAUUUCUUAAAUGAGAACCUUCUGAUUUAAAGCCAUGAUCAUGCUGCUGCUGCUAAGUCGCUUCAGUCAUAUCUGACCUUGUGCGACCCCAUAGACGACAGCCCACCAGGCUCCCCCAUCCCCGGGAUUCUCUAGGCAAGAAUACUGGAAUUUCACAAGAACUUAGAGUUUUAAUGAAAUAAGAAUGUUACAUUAUUUUAACGAAUCACAGAAAUUGUCAUUUGACUGAGAAGCAAAACCCCGUGCUUGGGCUGGGGGUGGGGGACUGAGGAAGCAGUAAAAUCUGCAAAUUGUGCAGAAGAAGCUGCAAGAGAAAAGUCGGGGCUGGGGGCGGGGAGGAAGGAGUAAGAUUAGACUCUUUUUGAAAAGAUUUUAUUUUUUCUUCGAGGGGCCACAAAAGAGAAAAAGAACGAUUGAAAGAUUUCCUCUACCCCAACUGGUGACUUAAACAGACCCACAGGUGUAAAGCAACUGCUUUGAAAUUUAAAAAGUAGUAAAGCAUUCCCACUUCCUACUGAGUUUCAUAUUAGUCUAAGAAUAGUAUUAUAAAAGUGUGCAUUUCGUUGGAAAACUAUAAAAUUAGAAUUCCCGCGCGCUAGAGAGAGGCGGGGGUGGACAAGGUGGAGGAAAGAGACAAGGGAAACUCAGCGCUCACUGGAUCUGGCCUACCGUUUUUUAAGUAUGGAGAAACGGCAAUAUAAUUUCUAUCUAGUCUUUCCUCAAUUUCAUGGCAAAAAUAACAAGAAGUUUUCCCAAAUAAGCAACCGAAAAUUUUUGUAGAGAGGGGAUUAAAACAACAACAACAACAAAAACCUCUUGGGGACUUAGCUCCGCCCACUAUCUUGAGGUUUUCAACCAGGUCCGCUAUAAGGCUAUAUUAGCUCAGGUUCUUAGCUUCCCGAAUUGUUACGAGCUUGUUUAAUGCGCUUGUCAUUUCUUUCUUGUUGAAAAUGUCUGGCAGGGGCAAAGGAGGGAAAGGGCUAGGUAAGGGAGGUGCCAAGCGUCACCGGAAGGUCUUACGGGACAACAUCCAGGGCAUUACGAAGCCCGCAAUUCGCCGUCUUGCCCGCCGUGGUGGUGUCAAGCGCAUCUCAGGGCUCAUCUACGAGGAGACCCGUGGAGUGCUCAAAGUGUUCUUGGAAAACGUGAUCCGCGAUGCAGUGACGUACACGGAACACGCCAAGCGCAAGACGGUCACGGCCAUGGAUGUGGUGUAUGCUCUGAAACGCCAGGGCCGCACCCUCUACGGCUUCGGUGGCUGAGCUCUGGCUGCGGCUUAUCAUCAGAUUCCAAAAGGCCCUUUUUAGGGCCACCAAAACGUCAAAAAAAGGGUUGAUCACGCUUAAGUUCCAUGGUGAAUGUGCUAAUAGGUGCUUCAGAGGAGGCUUUACGAUUGCAGUUGUUUGGACGGAUGAUUCGGGGUUAGGCUUGAGGCUGGGGGAGGUGUGAGCAGCAAAGCUCGAAGUGGGGACCCUGGGGCCCGCGCUAGGGACGUAGCUUGGGAAAUGCAUCGCAGGGCAGUAAGUGAUCUUCCCCUUUGUUUCAGAUGCUGAAGUGCUGAGUUUGACUCCGUUUGGGAAACAGGGCGGCCGCGUGUGGGCGAAGUCCAAGGCCAGGCCUAAACCGUCGGCACCUGCGCUACUCGUGGGUCGGCUGCACAAAGGUGGUCGCGCCGAGCAGGUCUGCAUGUACAGACUGGAUUGAAGAUGGGCUUGAAUAAUCUGGCAGCUGUUGUUUGGCUGUUUCCCUGAGAAUGAAUCACCUAUGGUGUGACUGUUGAACUCCAGCAGGUGGAGUCUUGAUCACUUCGGCAAAUUUGGGCACAAACACAAUGGACCCUUGGUAAACAAAUGACUUGAUUGGAGGAAGCAGAAGUACACACAUCCAGUGGCUACAGGCAUUCGGGGUGUAUUUCAGCUAAUCUGGGCUUUUGUGUUCUACUGUAAAGUGCAUCUCAUAAAUCUGCCAACUCGGUGUUCAAUAUUUGCUUUUGACCCUUGAAACUUUCCCAGCAGAACCUCCUUCCCUUUAAUCGUGAUCUACAUGCUAGUAGUUUUGCAACAUAAAGAAGACGUACGAUUUUUACCUUAAAGGAUCCAGGAAGGAAUGUUAUCUUGUUCCUUCCCUUUUGAAAAUGUUUUCCUGGUUUCAUACUCUAAUCAGAGGAUUCCCAGAACUGCAUCUGCCUUUUGUCUUCACAUCUGCAUUAAAAGCACCUGACAGUUACUACUUC
This is a messenger RNA of Bubalus bubalis (water buffalo), 2496 nucleotides long. RefSeq names its product histone H4. Gene Ontology annotation, molecular function: structural constituent of chromatin; DNA binding; protein heterodimerization activity. Lineage: Eukaryota; Metazoa; Chordata; Mammalia; Artiodactyla; Bovidae. Gene Ontology annotation, cellular component: nucleosome. The record is from RefSeq and is a predicted model, not a curated record. Gene Ontology annotation, biological process: nucleosome assembly. Bases 1214 to 1525 code for a protein of 103 amino acids. The transcript is spliced from 5 exons.